AUGCUUGAGAUAGCGAUCACCUUCAGACACCAUCAGAACUCGAGUUUUGGCAAGGACGGCCAGGAACAUUCACUGGACAGUUUCUUCAAGUACAGCCAGACAUAUAGUGAGGAAGAUCUGAAGUCGUUUCUGCCAGUGCCACAACAAUUAACUUGGAUCCAUGUCUCUGACCCGACCGCAGACGACGCAAGUGUCGCCACGCCACCUCCUCCUUCUCACACUCCUACCACGUCUGAUACGGUUCAGCAAGUCGCAGCACAUACUCUAGAAGCCCUGUCAACCGCAGCAGCUGAUCAGACCACCCAUCCGCCUCAGGGCACUGCGUACUACACGACAGCAAAUCCUGCAACAGAAUACCAUCCAGAAUAUGGAUUCGUGCAAACUGAACCUGGUGGCCCGACAAGUGGUGGUCUCUCCAGAAACAUUCACUAUUAUCUCAGCAGCUCGUCUCCCCAGAACCAGACAGACACAUCCCUGAUCGACCCAAAUCUCGAGUCCACCGUGACGACUACCGCUCCAGAAGGCGAGCAACUGGACAUGGCGCGUGAUGAAAAACCGCAGGGCGCGGAUAAAGAUCAGAAAGAACAAGAGGACAGCUUGACUGACUCGGAUACAAGAGUUGCUAUGGCGCUCAGAACUUUUAAUGAACUCCAAGCUUAG
Cladophialophora psammophila CBS 110553 is the source of this 660-nucleotide messenger RNA. RefSeq lists its product as uncharacterized. The coding region runs from base 1 to 660 and encodes 219 amino acids. The transcript is spliced from 2 exons. Lineage: Eukaryota; Fungi; Ascomycota; Eurotiomycetes; Chaetothyriales; Herpotrichiellaceae. The record is from RefSeq and is a predicted model, not a curated record.